UUUGCAAUCUUCAACAAAUAGACAAUAAAAAUAACGCAUGCGCAUAAAUGCUAUUGCAAUAGCGAGAGAAGAAAUCCAUUUAAAAAUUAGUGGAGUUUCUUUAGGAAGAAAUAUUUAACUGACAUUAGUAAAUCUUAAAUGCAGACAAGCAAAAAUCAGUCAGCCAUUAUGCAUGAAAGGAAGAGGACGAUUUAAUAGAAAAAACUGUAUAAAAGUUAGCACAUAAAAGCAAAUGUUAAAUAAAGUCAAGAUUUUGAAGUUCCCUGUUUGUAGUUUCGGUUGAAAUUAUGUUUAAAAAUAGUUUCCAAGUGUACUUUUUCUAAAACGUUCGGGUCUCGCUUCGAAACCUUUACAUAUAUUUACUGCGAUAAACCAACGUUUAGCAAUCGAAAUUGUAUAUUUUGGUGUAUUUUUACAAAAACAAAAAAUAGUUGCUAUUUGCAUAACUUUACCGUCAUGGCUGAUGAGGGAGCGAAUCCGGAAAAAGAAGCAGAAAAGAAAAUUGUGCACACAUAUCCGCUUGUCAAGCAUUCAGAUAUGAACGAAGAAAUGCGAACAGAAGCUAUAGAAAUGAGCAUUACAGCUUGCGAAAAAUAUUCGAGCAAUUAUGAGCAAGCGGCACGUGUUAUCAAGGAAACCAUGGAUAAGAAGUUCGGUAUUUAUUGGCAUGUGGUUGUUGGUGAAGGCUUUGGAUUUGAAGUCUCCUACGAAACCAAAAAUAUUUUAUACCUUUUUUUCGGUGGAAAUUUAGCAAUUUUGCUAUGGAAAUGUUCAUAAUGACAAAAGACAAAAACAUAUUUACAUGUAUGUAUGUGUGUGUUUAAAAACGUAACUAUGCAGGAAUCAGUUAAAAACGAAAUUGCAUACAAUUAUGUAAAGAAAUAAUAAUAAUAAUAAUUGCAGUGCAGUCGGAAAGUUGAAAGAAUAUGACUAUUUAGGGAACAAAUAAGGAAAGUGUAUUAAAUUUAGUAAUAUACCGAAGAAAAUAAAUGGUUUACAUACACCUGUACCUAAAUUAUAAUAAAGUUACAAUAUUAAUAAGAAAAAACAAAAUAAACAAAACUUGGUGAUCACCUAAAUGCAAUACAAUAAUUGUAAAUAUUUUUUAUACGACUAAUGUAAUGAAAUUUAUAAGAGAAUAUAGAAAUAAAUUAUAAGUAAUUUGAAA
Messenger RNA from Bactrocera oleae (olive fruit fly), 1168 nucleotides. RefSeq names its product dynein axonemal light chain 4. Gene Ontology annotation, cellular component: dynein complex. Gene Ontology annotation, biological process: microtubule-based process. Lineage: Eukaryota; Metazoa; Arthropoda; Insecta; Diptera; Tephritidae. The record is from RefSeq and is a predicted model, not a curated record.